AUGCUACGCAAGUCUACUGGCACUAUAAACCCCUGCGUAAGUCACCGUCCCUGCUCCCACUGCUGCUGCAACUGUGGGGCACACGGUGGACAUCAUAGAAACCCGAUGGUCGAACUGUCAAGGGCUGGACCACGCAAAUCACCAAUCACAAAGAAAAUUUUUGGUAAAAAAAGACGCAUCUGACGCUGGCUCGUCGGAGAACUCGGGACAGCGGAGGCAGCGGGGUGGGGUAGCAUAGGCAAUUAAAAUCGAUAUAUCUGCAAAAGCUGUGUUAGCGGCUCCCAGAGACACAUUGACCGUAGUUACCGACGAUGCCCACCGUGGACCCCCCACAACAGGGUGGGUGCAGCACCGGUGACUUGCGUCGCAUCUACCGCACUCUCUCUGCCCCCCACCUACCUGGGUUCAGUGUCAGGACAGAGUCAAGAAGGGCGGAGGCGGGGUCCGGAGCUGACGAAGCUAAAUAGCCCGUCUGCCUGUGUCACGUGCGCCUGGUCCGCGUACGAGGGACCAGGUUUUCACAAACAACAAAGGGGGCGGCUCGGAUCCCAUCUGAGUGGGAGUACCACAGAGGCCAAAGUUAUAAGACGCCAUUACAGACUGACUCUCCGUUUCGAGAGGAGGAAUGAGCUGUCAUGUUAGUUGGUAGCACUUCAUGCCAAGGACUUUAAGGCAAAGCGAUAGUUUAAAAGCAUGUCAGAUUAUUUAUGGCGAGUAAAAUGCGCUAAGGAUCGACCUGACUCUUCCCUCUCCCGGAUACUAAUCCACUGGCUAAGCCGGUCAUUUGUCUGGUGGGGGGACUCAACUCAGAUAGCUGGUGCGGCGCGAACCUGCGCCUAGGCGUGCCUCCACACCCGCAUUCAUCGCCUUUUUUAUUAGUUCGCAGCCAAAAUAACGCGCGCCAUGUUUCAAUGUGGUCCCCGUGAUGGCCCGGCGCUACUCCGGCGGCCUGCAAAGACUGCACUCAAUGCACCCUUGGGACCGACGAAAGUGGUUUAGGGAGGACCACUCAGGUAGCCGUUUGGGUCGCUAUCCGGUGCUGAGUAAUGUCCAUGUCACCAUGCCAGAAAGUGACUGAGAAAAUUAAAGAUACAGUUCGAAUAUUACCCUCUGGUGGAAAUAUUAAUUUCACUUCGAACAUCCCGGCGUAUACCUUACGCCCAUACGGGUCCGUCUCGCAGGAGCAGGAAAUCGGAGAGAACUGGAUAUGUAGGCCCAUUGAGAAAACAGAGCCCAGGAACGCCUGCUACAGGGAAGGAUGUUCAUAUUUGUUUUAUCGGUAGGGCAGAUGGAUGCGGCAAUUAAUGGUAUCCGUGGAAGGCAUUGGGGAAACUUCCACUUCAGACGACGAAAAUGCGAUCACUGGAACAAGAAAUUUAUUUGCCUGACGUUUCGGGUCCUCACUCGAAUCCAUCAUCAGAGACAUUCGCAGAUAAAGGUGAUGGUGGCACCAGGAGUGCAGUAUUUAUAACACGUGGCCGCCGCGGGACCAUAUGCGUGCUGUAAUUAACAGCUCGCACAGUCACCGCUGGGGUCGUAAUUGGUGCGGUGGUGGCUUGUCAGUCUGAGUCCGAGUCGUUAAUUGCCGUGAUUUCGUCAUCCGUGGUGGAUGCUGAUAUGACGAUUGUUCGGCAUACUGGCUCACUGUCACUGGGAUAAUUGCACGCCCGUGACCUCCACAUCUGACUGACUCCCCUGUCCAGGGAAAAUCUCAGCACGAAAUAUGGUACCGGAAGGUUAUUGCGCUUGUUGGUAAAUUUCGGGCCUAAGAACCAUGACUCGAGCAGCUGGCCGCUCACUCGGUUGUCACCCCUUGUGAGGAUUUCGGCCUCUCGAAACUUGAAAAUAUGGUUAAGCACUGCUCAGGUUCUUAGUUUGUGGCAGUUUGCGUCUCCUUGCCUUCCGCCUUUGUCACGCUGCCGUCAUGUCCGCCUCACACUCCGUGUCGAUACGCCCCUGGGACGCGCGAGUGCUCGAAGCCAAUUAACGCUGUCCCCACUCUGAUUGGCUGGCGGACGUGGAGACAACAAAGGGCGCACACACGCGCAGAGACAACACCCCGAGGGCGGAGACAGACAACAGCUUGCUUGGAGCGCGCUCGCGGCAACUGCCUACAGAGCCCUUGUGUACGCACUUUCUCAGGCAGUAAAGGUUGUCCAACUCAAACCGUCUUCCCUGACUUUUGAUUGGGAAUCUUUAUCUUGUCGACCACACUACUUUCGACAAGUUAACGCCCUUUCGGGAAGAUCUUUGAACCGCUUUCGCAGAUAUCAGUUAAGUGAGAACGCAGACCAAGUCGAAAAGGUGUCAAUCUGGAAUGUGGGCUUCGACUUCCAACUGAAUUCCCGGGACGCUCUCCUUUACCACUUUAUGGUCUCGCAAAAUGGCAUAUUAAAAUGGUUAAGCAGGAGUUCCGGUGGGGUCGGGCAAGACGCAUGCAAAGGGGAAACGCGAGUAAUAAUGGGACAAUGGUAUAGAGAAGGACCCCACUUAACUGUCAGUAGACUGUGGAUCGUGCCAUACGAAAUUUAUGGUAAAAGGAUUUUUGUGGGUGGGGCAGAAAGCUAGACAGUAAACUGACAAAAUGAAAGAAAACACAGAAAUUGCCUGGAUUUAUGCCGAAAGUCUUAUCCUACGCUAUUGUGCGACAACGGGAAUGAGGGUAGUAAUUAAACAAAAAUCAAAAAGUAAAUUUCACGAAAUAACCGAUUUUGAGUUAAGGUGCGAGGUCGUGGGAAGUAAUCGUUGUCGGCAGUGUAUUUUCUGCAACGGCCUGCAAAUGCAUGCCAAGAUAUAACCCCCUAUGACACGAUCCGCAGUCCACUGACAGUUAAGUGGGGUCCUUCUCUAUACCGUUGCCCCAGUAUGGGAGAGAGAGGGGUUUGUGCUGCGUCUAGACGUCUUAUUUUGGAAGACGAAUUAGGCUUGUAAGUCUAUUUUCGUGCUCACUAAUGUCGACCUGGUGGUUUGUGCUGCUAGUCAGUCGUACCCCGCGAGGUAGUAUUGGUGGCAUGUUGUCGUGUGAGUUAGACUAUGACGGGGGGAACUCAUAAAGCGCCGGCUUCACUCUGUCCUUUCUCGGCCGCCAUGUUCCAGUCGGAAGAGGACCGAUGAUGGACAUGGGUGGAGUAGUUGAUGUGGCAUUAAAUCCUCGCCUCCAGGUGCUUGGUCCUCAUCAAAGUCUGACACCACAGUUGCGCACCUUUCGAGCGCCCAAAACCCAACGAAAGGGUAAACCGCGCUCGUUAAUUCUGAUUAGAUAAGGUGAGUUUCUUGCGUAUGCGCAUGGAUGUUGAGGAUUUUUGAGAUUAUGAAACAGUCAUUGGCAGGGAGGGGGGGGGGGGCGGUUCGGUGGAUUUUAAAUGGCUACCCAGCUGUCAAAGAGUGAACAACUUCGGCGGAAUCUGGACACACGAUAGAAGACGCGAGACCUAAGUAAAGCCGGCUGCCUAAGCAUCCGACUUAUGAGCCACCGACGGCGGGCCUUGACCUUUUCGCAUCUUCAUUCUCCCCACCGACUGUGGUGUAUGGACUCGACCAAUUCCAAUGCAGUAGGCUGACUGCUUAAACUGGUUCUUCUGGGCAGCCAAUCUAGAAUUCGUCAGAUACUCAUCAGGUUCGCCAUCUACUAGGGGGGAGGGGGAGGGCAUACACAGCUCCAUCCUCGCGCACGUGGUUGAUUCUGGGCAUCGCAUGGACCCUAACGAGGCCUUCCGUGUGAUUUAAAAGGUCCCACCUAACUACUCCUAACGACUGAACCGGCGCUUACCAGCAACAACAGAAGCGACUCCCAUCAGGCUCCGGAGGGCGGUCCUGUGCGCGCAGAAUGACCUCUUGCACGCUUCGCGUCUACCGUGGUCAAAGAUCGAUUAAUUGCAUACUUGGCUCCGCGCCCUCGUCCCCCUCCGCCCCCCUCCCCCCCUGCAACACGGAUCCACGUGACCCUCACGGCCACUUAUUGUCUCCUCCCUCCCUACCCUUAGUCACGCACCCCGCUUGUAGGAAAAGACGAACCAUAAUCGAUUAACCUUAUCGCCCACACGCUCUACUUUGUACAUCUUUUCCAUACAAAUGUACUAGCCCGAUGAGAAUUUGUUAAAGAGAAUGACUUAGUUCAUGUAUGAGAAAGUCGGGUCUCUCGUUCGAAUCCCCGCAGCUUAGGCGGUUACAGCGCUGGCUACACAAAAGUCUUGCCCUUUCCAUUACAGGCCCGAACCCCGCCGAGUUUUGCACAUUUCGGUAGUUAACAGUAAAUUUUUUCAACCAUGAUUACAACCGCGCUCGGAAGGCUAGUAGCCGUCAGUCAUCAUUACAAUGUUCGGUGCUGUGUCAGGAUCAUCCACCUUUGCAGUCGACGGUUCCAAAGGCGCAGACCUUACAGCCUGAAUGACUGCAACAUGUACUGCGAUAGUUUGACGAUCACAAUCGACAGUGUGUCCUACAGUAGGGUGGAUCCAACACCGGCGAUUUUUCCGUGAAUUAAUUUAUGGCGGGGCAGACUUUCGCAGCACCUAUCUCACUCCAUCCUCCCCCGCGAACCUGGGCCCGAUGUCAAGACCGGAGGCCGGAUCGGGUGCAGAAGCGAUGGCCGAAUGUCCUUGAACUGUGUAAGCAGGUGAAGCGGACGCGACGGGUUCCUGGCACCGGCACACCAUUCUUAAUGCGAUGGGUUCGCUGGAUCCCGACUGGGUCGGUGCGUAAUGCAAAUAUGCGAUGACAGUGAGGACAGGAUAAGACUGUGACCAGUGAGAGGGGUAGAAGUGUCCAGUUAGGGGUGCCCAUGCAUGGGUGGUAGGUCGUGCCAUGCAUUGGUGACUGCACUUCAUGGCCCUUAGUUGGCACCCAAUUCUCAAAUGUGUCUCCUUGAAGCUAGGUUCUGUCUAACGGCCACACCCCGGUAGCCACCUCGAUCGGCGAGCUAAAUCAGAUGGAGGUAUCCAAUGUUGCUUGUGUCCCCACACCCGCCGGGGCGGGUGUCCUCAACCGUCCAUCCACGACCUUCGACGUCGUCAUCGACCGGCUCCCCUAAGUGGGAGGGAAUAACGACCCAGACCUCCCACCUUCCCUCCCAGAAACCAUCAGAGCCGCCCAACAAUCCUCCAGUAGGAAGGCACGGGAUCCGACGCGAUUCCCGCCGAAAAUUACAAGCACGAUGGCCCUUAGCUAAUUGAAAAACUGACGAUAUUUCGGGAGACUUGGUGUCAAGAACGAGUUCCUCGGGAUUUCAAGAACGCGAAAAUCGUCCAUUUCUACAAGCGACAAGGGAACCGGCAACUCUGCGUUAACCACCGAGGCAUAUUCCCAUUCAACCCUGCAGGAAUGAUCUUUGCUCGCAUCCUCCUCAAUCGCCUUAAUGACCGCCUAGAACAGGGAAUUCUCUAGGAAAGCCAGUAUGACCGUCAACGACACCGGAGUAUCUCCGUCGCCCGCCAACUACAAGCUAAAUACCAGGAAAUGCGGACCUGCUUGGACCUAAGAAAGACCUUUAACACGGCGAAUCGUGAUGGACUGUGGAAAAUCACGCCGAAAUUCGGUUAUGCUGGGCGAUUCACGCACAUGAUAGGAAAGCUUCGCGGAGGAUGGUGGCGAGCGUCGCAGACAGUGAGAUCGUCUCAGAAGCAUCUACACAAGCCAAGGAAGUAAGGCAUAUUUGCGAAGUUGCCCCUCUAGCCCCUUAAUUCUCAUGCAUUCUGUCUGCUGUGUUUAGCGCCUCCGGAUCAGCAUACCCUACAGGACCGACAGCAGGCUUCCAAACCUCCUACGUAUUCAGGAUCCAGCACGAAUUUGUUCACGACUUGCGCAUCGUGGACGACAGCGCGCCCCACAACGCGACAGAAGCAGAUAUGCAACAGACCUCUUCGCCGCCGGCUGCGCCUGCUUCCGGCUGACAGUCGAUAUGGACAAAACCGGAGUUCUGCACCAACCACUACCCAACACUGCAUUCAAUGUUCCUGGCAACCACGCCAACGACAUCCAGUCGGAAAUUGUGGAUAAUUUCACUUACUUAAGAAGGAUAUCCUCGCUGUGUCAAGGUCAAUAACGAAGCGGCUCAUCGAUUCUCGAAAUUCGGCCAGGCCGUCGACCCGCUGUAGAACGCAGUAUGGAGUCGCGGUGGUUUUGACCUCAAUACCAAGCUGAAGAUUCACAAAGCUGUCAUCAUGACGACGCUGUUGAAUGGUGUGGAGACCUGAAUAGUCUGCAAGAAACAAGCGAGAAGACUCAGUCCCGUCCACCUCGGUUGUCUUAAGAGAAUCGUAAGACUGAGGUGGCAGGACUGUAUCCCGGAAGGGGAAGUUUUGGAUCGGGCCGGAAUCUGCAGAAUCCGCACCACUUCGUGGGAAUAGACGAUGAGCUACUACUCUGGCGAAUCCUCUACGAGGAUGUCUCGAUAGAGGCUCAAACAGGACAUUUCAGCACACUCUACUGCACUUAUAAAUCAACCAGAAAACCCUGUAAGACCGGGCACAGGACCGACUGUUCUGUAGGAGGGCAGUGAAGACUGGAACAGAAGACUAUGAAGCCAACAGGAUAACCACUACCAGAGCCAAAAGAGAUGCUCAUAAGUCUCCGACUCGCAAAUCCAACACCUAACACCUUUCAACAUGUUAACGCUGUCAGCGGACUUCCCGCUUGCAGGCUGGUCUCAUCAAAUAUCUCGAGACCAGAUGCAACAACAGCCCAACAACCCCAGCGGCUGCAUCCACAAUCGCUCUCAUCGUCGCCGCUGUACCAACCUCCAUGGAGAGCACGGUGAUAACCUCACUCAGCAUCGAUCAGUACCCCGUCGAUGCCCUGCCGACGUCGAUCGCCGCCAUCUCCAUCAUUUCUGCCACAACCUCCGUGACAGCGGCGAUUAUUACCAGCUGUCCCACUGCUGCCACCUCGUCAACCACCAGCAAUGUGUACUUGAUACCAACCUGUACCCUUUACGAUCGCACAUGGGUCUUACUCAUCGGCCUGGCCGGUCACCUGCGAAUCCAGCGUCCAGAGACUGCUGAACCCGUGCCUGGAGCACCAACCUACAGUAGCCUCCACUAUCCACACUGCCCCCGAAUACUCACAGCGGAAUUGAUCGCAGUCUCGACACACCUAGCACCUCCUGCAUAUCUACUAUGCCUAGCUCAAACCACAGCCUACCGCCCAUCACACACCGUCAUUAGCUCCACCACACUCAGCACCUCUUGCACAUCCACCGUACCUAGCUCAAGCUACACCCUGUCGCCCAGCGUGUCUACUAUCAGCAGCUCCACCACUGCCGCCGUCUCCGAAACCGACGCUCACACCGUCGACUUUUCUUGUCCCCACCGUCGCCAGAGACUCCCCUUACACAUUCGCCCGGUCGGUCAUAUGUGAGUCCAUCGAACAGAGACUGGCAAACCAGUACCUUGAGCACCCACGUACACUCACCGUAACCCCCUCAACUGCCCUCACUGCACUCGCACAUUCGCUCACCGCAUGGGCCUAUUAGGCCACAUGCGCAUUUACGAAGACCUGGGGCAGGCAACCACCGGCUAAGCCACACCAUCACGUCUUCGUUCAUCUGCAUCACGCAACAUCACCGUCGUCCAGUACAAGCAUCCAAUUGUCACGUGCCACGCAGGUGGGAAGUGUGCGCCUCGACUCCGUCUCCAUGCAGCGACCGGCAAACCAGUGCCGGAGGUCUCCAAAUACACUCGCCACAUCCGUCUCUACUGUCCAUACUGUCUACGCACGUUUAUUCACCUCACGGGCUUAUUCGGUCGCAUGCACCUGGCCAGCAGCUGCGUCGACGUGGGAAAGCCGCGUGUGCAGGUGUUCGUCGUUCGUCUUUGUAGCGUGACCUCCCCAUUAUCAACUGCAUCUUUCUCAUUAUGUUGUGGAUACCGAGGACGCCAGUUCUUUCAAGGAUCUCACUGUCUGGGAUCCUUUCCUGCUACUUCCCCUACAGCAUUCUUCGAGCAGAGCCGAGGUAAGAAGGGCUGAGCCCUUUAGCUUGACCUUAAUAAACGGCCCGCAGCUCAGCUCCAUACAAAGGAGUUUUCGGAGGAACAGCCUUGUAAGUCCUCAGUUUUCAGCUUAUUAGGAUGCCGUGACUGAAAGUUCCAGAUGUAGUGGUUUAGCCGGCCGAAAGCCUGACCAGUUUUGGGACCUGACUUACGGUAUCGUCACUAGUCUUGAUGUUUCUUGAAAUUGCACUCUGGAGGCACGCGAAUUUCCCCACUGUUGGUAGACGGGUUCCAUCAACUUUGAUGCGGGUCUCGGCGUAGUCGGGAUAAUUGUCAUUAAGGCGUUUCGGGUGCUGACGAGGUGCGCGACCGCAGGACUCUAUUACAGUGGCCUGGGUGGUAUUCCCCGGCUACCUUCCCUGGAUUUCGGCAGUCGUAUCUGCAGCGUAUCUGGCUCGGGCCGUCAGGACAUCAUGCCACAAACGCGUGACAAGCGAACGAUCAAGGUCAUGGCCCCCCUGUUCACACCUUCUUUGUGCUGAUUGGCCACCCAUUAGCCUAUGACAGUCCCCCUUGCCAUAUACCCGGCCGUUCCCACAAGCCACCUCACUUGUGCUGUCUAUCGUACUCAGUACACGUCCUAUUUCCAAUUACCCUUCUGUUUUGCAUACAUAACAUUGGCGACGCAGCCUAACGAACAUGUCUUCAUUGCUGCCUACACCGUUAUCUUUCUGGCCAAAGAACACCCAGAAGCCCUCAAAUGACUCGUGGUUGCAAUGGAGGAAGACAUUUGAGGAUUAUAUUGAACUGCUCCCGAUUUUGUCACCCACGAUUGUACUAGACGUCCCAUCUAAGUUGAAACUACUUCGGACGAAUCUCGGAGAGUUGGGACAACGAUAUUUCGAUGCCCUCAAUCUACAAAAGGCUAUAGAUCUCCAUACAGCCUUCUCAAAACUCGAGUCAGCGUGGGGAGAAAAAGACAACGUCUUUCUCAGUCGCUAUCGGUUUUGUCAAAUGCGUCAAGAAUCCAAUCAAUGUGUCAGUGAUUUUAUUACUAAUCUGACUCUGGCCAUCCAGGACUGUGGGUAUAAAGAGAUCAAGGCAGACAACUUCGAGCACGCAAUGCUCUUUCAGCAGUUGAUCGUCGGUCUGCGCGAUGAAAAAGCUCGGGAAAAUCUCUUAUCAGAGAAGAAGGAUUUGUCAUGGGAGAAAGCCUGUGAUAUCGCCAGUCAUCGGGAGCGCGUGCGACAAAACCUUCAGCAGCUGAAUCAGUCAAAUGAUGGAGUGAUAGCAUCCUUGGAAUCUGAAAUGGCUGUCUCCCUAGUCAACACUGCUGUGUCUUCACCUAAACAGCGACCCUCAGCUCCCUCAAAACAACUACCAUCCUGCUACCGUUGUGGUCAGCAUCAUAUCCGGUGGUCAGACUGUAGACACCAGAAGACGGUAUGCCAGUUUUGCAAGAAAGUCGGCCACAUCGAACGAGUGUGUUUCUCCAAAAGACGAGCGAAUACUAACACGCAUGCAACCUACCCUAAUCCAACUGGGGAUGGCGAGGCGAUACUCCGAAUGUUUUCGGCCAACGCGCCGCUCCAAUCGCCCUACACCAUCACGCUUCCGGUUGAUCACCAUCCCGUGAAGUUUGAAAUCGACACUGGCUCAGCUGUUACUCUCAUCAAUGAGGCCUCCCUUCCGAAAUUACCCUCACUCCUUCCGGCCAGCUCAACAUUCCGUAGUUACACUGGACAGAACGUAGAGGUUUGA
Molecule: messenger RNA, 9686 nt
Organism: Spirometra erinaceieuropaei
Lineage: Eukaryota; Metazoa; Platyhelminthes; Cestoda; Diphyllobothriidea; Diphyllobothriidae
Source: the annotation of a GenBank genome assembly